GCGGGGUUUGGAGGUCUAUUUGGGGUAUACUUGAAAUCUGUCCCAGAAUCCCCCUUUUGGCCUAUAUUGAAUCUUUGUAUGAAGAUGAUGAUGGAAAUUCUACUUACAAUAAUUAUCAACUGGAUGACACUAUUAUAGCUAAUGUCACCUCUAACGAUAGCUGGACUGCUAACCUCUUGACAGAUUUCAAUACUUAUAGAAAUUCUGAAGAACAAUCAGAUCUACUUUCUUUUGGAAUAGAAUAA
Messenger RNA from Funneliformis geosporum, 245 nucleotides. The record is from the annotation of a GenBank genome assembly. Lineage: Eukaryota; Fungi; Glomeromycota; Glomeromycetes; Glomerales; Glomeraceae.